CAAACAUUGAACAUCCUUCCAUGACUUGAUAUGGAUUGAAUCGAGCAUUCUUACAAUGUCAAUGUCCUCCAGGACCGAGACCGAACUCCAACUCAACGAUCAAUACCACGGCGCAUGACCGCGAUCAGCAGCUCGCGACCGAUCACAAGCGCUGUGUUCCUAUACUGCUGAUCGCUUCUCAAACGAUAUCCGACCGUCACCUCAACUAUGGCUCCUCCACAGGACCCUCCAGAGAAGAUCACUCUCCGCAUCAAGGUGGCACCGGGCCAUGUCGCAAGCGGCUCGGAAGAAUUCACGCUCGGGAGUGACAUUCCUGUGGCAUCAAGAGUCGGGCAGAUACGAGAGCGCAUACAGCAGGCACUGCCUACGCACCCGACACCGGAGCGACAACGAAUACUGUAUGCAGGACGAGCACUCGUGGACAAUGACGUGUCGCUUGCGGAAGCACUGAACAUCCGGCGCGAACCAUCACAGAACGAGUAUGUGGUACAUCUACUCGUGAAAGGCGAUGGCACGGCGCAGGUUCCUCCCCAUCGACCAGUCAGCGCAGGGUCGGCCACGAUCCCGCCGACAGUAGCAGCCGGGCAAGCGGGACAAGUAGCGGCGACAUCGCAAGCACAUCAGGAUCCAGCGGUGCUCCAACAAGCCGCCCUUCAACAUCAGGCUGCUGUUGCUCAAGCGCAACAAAUGCAUGCCCGGAUACUGUCCACCAAUCCAUUCCAACAGCGCAUGAUGCCCCAGGCGGGAGCAUUUGCAGUGCCAAACGGACCAAUCGGAGGCAACCAUGUCCAAACUCACGGCUGGCCUGGCCAGCCGAAUAUUGCUGUAGCAGGUACGCCACCGCAAGGACAAGGGCAAGACGGUGGGCAGACUGGCAGAUUGAACGCGCCGACCGGCGAAGCAAAUCUGAGCCAACAGACAGACGGGUCGCAAGCGCAGGCCCAACCAGAUGCACAGAAUCGUCCGAGAGCUGGAACACAACACGCACACAUCCAAGGUGUCCUACCCAGCGGCGAACGAAUAACGAUCCACCAACAAACAAUGACCUUUCCGCAAGGAGGUAUGCCAUCGCCGCACCUCCACCACGGAUUACGGCUUAUGCAGGCCACCAACCUCUUCAACACGCCAGGUCAGCCACCCAGUACUGGUACGUCGGCCCUCGAUCGAGCCCGCGAUAACAUCGCGUCUAUGCGACAGAUACUGGAAGAGCUGCGUGAUGAUAGCACGCUCGCGGAGCAACACGCUCGGAACGCAAGACUACUGGAGCAAAUACAGGCUCUGGACAAUUACAUCGACCCCCUACAUCUCGGCACAGUCAACAAUGGCCCAGUCAGACGAGCAAGCCCUGCUGGCGGCCCGCAGACAAUGCAAGGUCGCCAGUCGCCUUUCGGCCAACCAUCGUGGCAACAACGAGCACAGCAAAUGCGGCAAGCUCAGCAGCCAGCAGCGAACCCUGUCCCCAGCGCAGGAGAAGUGACGUGUUAUCUGCUGUCCUCGCCAACCGGUCCUCGGGCGCUUCUAUACUCUCCAGAGCAUGGCGCGUACACUGGCGGGCUGUCGACGCAAAAUGCCAGCAAUGGCACCGGUGUGCGCCCGACUCCAACAUCUGCCACGUUCGAUGGCGCCGCAAACCCUCCCGCACCUGAACAAGGCCAGCCGAACGCUGGAAUCGUUCCCGCUCAAGCUCAGCCAGCUGCACAAGCCGCAGCCGCAGUAGAGCCCGAUCCAAUGGGAGUCUUAGGUCCCUUUUUCAAUCACUUCUGGCUUACACUUCGCAUACUGAUCUUCAGCUACUUCGUCCUGGGCUCCAACAUGGGCUGGCGCCGACCUGUAGCUCUCAUGGCCAUCGGUCUUGGAUUCUGGCUCAUUCGAAUUGGUGUUCAGGGUGAUGGCCCGAUUCGACGAUGGUGGGAAGGUGUUGUGAAUCACGGUCAACAGCCAGAUCCUGCUCAGGCCGGACAGGAGGGCCAACAGCCGGCGGGUGCGCCGGCUCAAGCUGGGCAGAUGCCCACUCCGGAGCAAGUCGCACAGCGCUUGAUUGACGAAGCCAAUCGCGCGAGAGGAGAUGCACGCAACGGUCGUGUGCAAUGGGUGCGUGAGCGAUUGAGACCUGUCGAGAGAUCUGUUGCGUUGCUUGUAGCGAGUCUGUGGCCCGGCGUUGGCGAGGCAUACGUGCGGGCACGAGAGGAGGAAGACCGGCGAAGAGCCGAGGCAGAAGUGGCGGCGAGACGAUCAGAAGAAGAGGAAAGGAAGAAGAGGGAGGAUGAGGAGAAGGCAAGAGCUGAGGGCGAACAACAUCCAAAAGCGGAUGCUGACGUUGCGGGCUCUGCGAGCGGCGCUGUGGAAGCGGCAACGAACCAGAGCGAGAAGAGUCCUGCAGCCCAGCAGGCCUUCUCUGCCUAG
Zymoseptoria tritici IPO323 is the source of this 2403-nucleotide messenger RNA. RefSeq lists its product as uncharacterized. Gene Ontology annotation, molecular function: protein binding. The coding region runs from base 208 to 2403 and encodes 731 amino acids. The transcript has a single exon. The record is from RefSeq and is a predicted model, not a curated record. NCBI's taxonomy places the organism in Eukaryota, Fungi, Ascomycota, Dothideomycetes, Mycosphaerellales, Mycosphaerellaceae.